CACAUGCUCUGCUGUCGCACAUCUCCGUCGUCCGCGGCCACGAGCAAAUGCGCCAUGCAUACUUGCACCGCGCCUUGCUGUUGCAUUGCAUUCUCCAUGGCCAUACCAAGUCAGCUCUUGCUAACCAUGGUUCGCGCUAGCAGUCCCCUUUGUCGCGUCCCCGGCAGCACGCCCAUCGCUCCUUCACCUCACUCCACGCAGGCACAUGGCAACCUCGACAGCGACCAUGCCCAGCCCCAUACCUACCACGGCGACUUCACACCCUGACGACCCAAUUCCCGCUGAGCCAAAGGAUAUCCCACAGCUCUCACUCCGGCCCUCGCCGGCACAGCAGUCGCAGCCCGAGCAGACGUCGCCCAAAUCUUCGGGCGAAUCCACACUAUGGACCACCAGUAGCGAUGAGUCCGAGGCGCCCAUGACGCCAAUGACGGAGCCCGAUCAGGGCGUUGAGGAAGUAGUCGAUAAACUACAGGAACUGCCUACCUCGGCUGUCAAUUUCUCUGGCCAGACGCGUCCUCGCCGGGCAUCUACCACGCUCAUUUCAGACAACCCGAACGACAUCAGACGGAUACUGGGCGAGGGUGAGACGGCCACCAAGCUCAUCAGCCAGUGUUGCGGUGGAGGAUGCUGUCUGCUCAAGACACUGGCCCCAGACGCAUCGUCGCCCAACUUCAUACCCGUCGUCGUCCCCGACAACCAUGCCUUCCGGAGCCUCAACCUUCAACUGGGUCCGCUCGCCCUCGAUAGCGAGCUCACCGACACGAUUCCACUCCCUCCUGCCAACAUGUCCUUUGAUCCCCUGCCAUCCAAGGACACCAAGUACGUCUCGCAGGUGCACAAGACACCACCCAAGUACGUUCAGCCACACCCGCCCUACGAAGUCUACUCGGCACCGCUCUACCACGCACGCGAGUUGACCAAGCCGGGCGCUGAGAAGAGAACCAUCCACUUCGAUAUCGACGUUACCGACUACCCCGACGAGGGAGGCGUCGACUUCAAGGUUGGUGGUGCCGUCGGCAUCUGCCCCCCCAACUCGCAGGAAAUGGUUGAUGAGCUAUUCGAUCUCCUCUGCAUCCCCAAAUUUGUCCGCGACAAGCCUGUCACACUCAAGACCCAGACCGGCAGAUGGCCGACCAUCUGGGGUGAAGACCAAGCACGCGAGCUUGUCACAACGAGACGCGAACUGCUGACCUGGUGUGCCGACAUCCAGUCGCACCCGCCCACCAAGAACCUCCUUCGCGUGCUCGCCGAGUAUGCCGAAGCCCCCAACGAGAAGAAGAUCCUGACGUACCUUUGCUCUGCUCAAGGACAAGCAGCCUUCUGCGACCUCCGUACCACUUCUCACUUUACAGUCUCACAGAUGCUCAGCGCAUUUCCUUCGUCGAAGCCGCCGCUACCGCACCUCCUCUCCGUCCUCACUCAGCUAAUGCCUCGAUUCUACUCCCUCUCGAACGACCCCCACAUCUCGUCGGCGCGCCCCGGCCUACCCGGUACUCGUCGCCUCAUCGAGAUGGCCGUCACAAUUCACGAGACACCCGAUUGGCAUGCUGAGGGUGCUACACGUACAGGUGUAGGCAGUGGCUUCAUGGAGCGCAUGGCACACGCCUUCAUCACAGCCGAGAAUGAAGGUGUCGAUCCCCGCAGCAUCCUCGAUCUGCGCAUUCCCAUGUUCCGCGGACUCAUGGCCAAUCCGCUGUCAAAGCAAUUUGGUGGUGAAGGUCCCAUGGUGCUGAUCGGAGCGGGAGUCGGUAUGGCUCCAUUCCGUGGUUUCAUCUUGAAUCGAUUGAAGAAUGCCAAUUGCGCCAACAAGAUCUGGCUCAUCCAGGGUGUCCGAGACUCUAUGCUCGAUGAGCUCUACUCGGGUGAACUAGGCGACCAUGAACGCGAAAUCAAAAAGGUCGUCCAGAGUCGGAAGGUCAAGGUGGGAGGCUCCAACGAGGUCAAAUACGUCCAAGACGAGGUGCGAGUACAGGCUGAUAUCGUCUGGUUCGUUAUCAAUGCUCUCGACGGACGUAUCUUUGUCUGUGGCUCUAGUAAGGGCAUGGGCGAAGGUGUCGAAGAGUCUCUAAUUGAUGUUGCGAUGCAAAAGGGCCGCCUGAGCGAAGCGCAAGCGAAGGAGUUCUGGGCCCGAAAGAAGGAGGACGGACAAUACAUUGCCGAAACAUGGUGAACAUGCCCUCUCUGAACACCUGUACAUACAGUUACGGCUUCCGUUUCACAACCGCGUCUCUAUCCUUAUCGCUACCAUAUUGCCACGGCGUUCGAACAAAAGGAGUCCUUUAUAAAUCAUAUAGGCAGAACAAACAUUGGUACGCACUUUCAGUCGAAGUUGGCUGUUCAUGGCUUCUUCGUUUUCUGGGUUGGGAUAUUCAUCAUUACAUUAGAAGGACAUGCGCGCAAGAGCAUGGCGUUUGUCAAAGGUCGGAAACAGGCAAUUUGUUUGCGUUAUUACUAUUGUCAAGUCUAGAUCAUCAUAUCACAUGUCGUUGAUAGUAGGAAGUGAACGUAAUGAAAGAUGUUAUUACAAGUUGUGGUAUCCUGUGUCGAAAGCUUGGUGCUUCAGUGAAAGCUAAUAUACUCCC
Alternaria rosae is the source of this 2582-nucleotide messenger RNA. RefSeq lists its product as uncharacterized. The record is from RefSeq and is a predicted model, not a curated record. Gene Ontology annotation, molecular function: FMN binding; flavin adenine dinucleotide binding; [methionine synthase] reductase (NADPH) activity. NCBI's taxonomy places the organism in Eukaryota, Fungi, Ascomycota, Dothideomycetes, Pleosporales, Pleosporaceae. Gene Ontology annotation, biological process: homocysteine metabolic process. Bases 206 to 2170 code for a protein of 654 amino acids. Gene Ontology annotation, cellular component: cytosol. The transcript is spliced from 2 exons.